Messenger RNA from Acyrthosiphon pisum (pea aphid), 2316 nucleotides. RefSeq names its product adipocyte plasma membrane-associated protein. The record is from RefSeq and is a predicted model, not a curated record. Gene Ontology annotation, cellular component: endomembrane system. NCBI's taxonomy places the organism in Eukaryota, Metazoa, Arthropoda, Insecta, Hemiptera, Aphididae. Gene Ontology annotation, molecular function: hydrolase activity.
CUAUGCCUAUGUAUGCCUAUUUGCCUAUUGCCUCAAUUAGGCAGUCACUAGGAACAUUAGGAAUCAAAGUGAAAUGAAAGUGAAUGAAAUGAAAGUUAAAAUGGUCGUUAUAUAUAUCUUUAUUAUGGUUUUGUGAGAAUGGUGAUAUUAUUAACGUAUUAAUGAUAGGUAGGUAUAAGACAAUCUCAAGCUUGUUGUUGAAAUUGGGUAUUUAUACCUCGGCUCUGGUUGGUUUCUUCACCUUGCUGCCUUUAAAGAAUGUCACUUUCACCGAAUACAGUGUCACGCCUCAAAGACCUUUGACAGGAGCAUUAGCAAUAAAUGAAAAGUUAUCAGGCAUAUCAAAACUUUUUGAAGAUCAAAUCGUAGGACCCGAAGGCCUGUUGUAUCAUAAUAAUACUUUAUAUACAACAUUACAUUAUGGCCAUGUUGUUAAAAUUGUUGAUAAUAAAAUAGUUCCUGUGAAAUUUGGAAAAGUCUGUGAUGGAUUAUACGAUGAACAUAUUUGUGGACGUCCACUUGGCUUAAGUAUGGAUAAAACAGGAUUUUUAUAUGUAGCUGAUGCGUAUUAUGGUAUUUUUAAAGUGAAUUUAAAUCCAGAUCAGUAUGGUAAAAAAGAGCAAUUAGUUUCAUUGGAUGAUGUUAUUGACGGUGUACAUCCUAAAUUACCAAAUUCAGUUGCAAUAGCUUCUGAUGGUACACUGUACUGGACAGACUCUGAUACAAACUAUAAACUACACGAUGGACUUUAUACAUUAUUUGUCGAUGGAACUGGAAGAUUAUUAAAAUAUGAUCCAAAAACUAAAAGAAAUACAGUGUUAAUGAACAAUAUUCAAUUUGCUAAUGGUGUGGAAUUAUCAGAUGAUGAAUCAUUCCUAUUGGUGUCCGAAACUUCAAAAUAUCGUGUACAAAAGUAUUAUUUGAAAGGACCCAAAACAGGGAAAAGUGAAAUAUUUAUCGAUGGUUUGCCAGGAAUGCCAGAUAAUAUUAAAAGAAAUGGUAGAGGGUCAUUUUAUAUUCCAUUAGUCAUACCAAGAAUUCCAAUUUUUGAAAAUAUCGGCGAAUAUCCAACUAUUAGAAUGAUGAUUACCAAAUCUUUAGGAAUAAUUGAUUUUACAUUGCUAAAAAUCAAUUCAUUAUUUCCCAAUUUAUAUUGCAAAAAAGCUAUGCGUUGGAUUGGACAUUUUGAAUCAAUUUCAUUUAUCAAAUCAAUAGUCAAACAACGACUUUCUAUUCUAAAAGUUGAUGAAAAUGGCAAAGUAUUAUCAAGUUACCAUUCUACAGACGGAAAGGUAACUGGAAUAUGUGAUGUUGAAGUGAUCGAUGAUAAAUUAUAUUUGGGCUCACCAUUCAACAACUUUUUAGGAGUUAUUAAACUGCCACAAGGAUUUUUAUAACUUAUAAGUUAUAAUUGUUUUGUUUUUUUUUUUUUUAUAUAUAUAUUUUGCAUAGUAAUGCUCAGUUAUUUUGAAACUUAAUAACUCUAAUUUGUACAAUUUUUAGUUUAUAAGCUUAGAUUAUGUUACGAUUGAAUGCAUUACACACAGUGAUUAUUUAUAUUUAUCUUAUAUUAUACCAGCUGAUUCCGUGCUAAUCGUUGCCCAUUAAAAACGACAACUUUAUAUGAAUAUGUUUUAAACCAAUGGCCACCAAUAAUUAUUAUUAUAAUAGCUUUAAAAACCAUGACAACCAUUUAUAAUCAAAAAUUUCCAUUGGAAAUCUCAAAAUCCUUGUUUGAGGACCUCCCGGUGUUGGUCCUCUCUCUUUUUUAAUUAGCCUAUAUUCUGCACAGAAGUGUAAUAUAUAUAGCUGAUCCCGUGUACUUCGUUUCCCAUUAAAAAUGCCAACUUUAUAUGAAUAAUAUGUUUUACAUAUUACAUUGCAACCACUUAUAUACAAAAAUUCCAUCGGAAAUCUCAAAAUUAUAUAUAAAUGGUUUGCCAUGGUAAUAUGGACACACAGACAGACAGACAUACAUUCGUUUAUAUAUAUAUAUAUAUAUAUAAAGAUUAUUUAUUUUUAUAUUCAUACCAGAAAAAUAUCUAUAUUUUGUAAAAGUUACUAUUUGUAUAAAAGACAAAUUUGAAUGUUCUAUGUUACCUAUAUAUAUAAAUAUUUUAUUGUGAUGUUAAAUUCUACUCAAAUUAAACUAUUUUUUUAUCCGGAUUAUAUAAUAAGAACUUGUAUAAUAUAUUAAUAUUCCAUAAAAAUAACUUUUUCUGUGUUCUGAUUAAUAUAAUUCACAGUCAUAAUAAAUAGUUACUUAAUUCAUUAUUUAUUAUUAUUAAUAAACUAUCCUUUAAAUUGUAUAAGAAA